AUGGCUGAUCUUGCAUCGGCCUCGGCCCAGCCUACGGGCUAUGACGAGAAGAAGGACGUGAAGCCUGCCCAUCCUGUGGCCCCCGCCGGCGAGGAUUUGGAAGAUGAUGAGGAUCUCGAUGCUCUCAUCGAUGAGCUUGAGUCCCAGGACGGACACGAUUUCGAAGAAGAGGGCGAGGAGGACGCCCACGGCAAUGUUCGCCAGGUCCCCGACGACAUGCUCCAGACCUCCACCGUCACCGGUCUCACCAACGACGAGGUUCUCGCUCGUCGCCGCAAGUAUGGUUUGAACGCCAUGAAGGAAGAGCGCGAAAACUUGAUUCUCAAGUUCCUCGGCUUCUUCGUCGGCCCUGUCCAGUUCGUCAUGGAGGCUGCCGCCGUUCUUGCCGCUGGUCUUCAGCAUUGGGUCGAUUUUGGUGUGAUUUGCGGUCUCCUUCUGCUCAACGCUUGCGUUGGUUUCAUUCAGGAAUACCAGGCUGGUUCUAUCGUCGAGGAGCUCAAGAAGACCCUCGCUCUUAAGGCUGUUGUUCUCCGUGAUGGUACCCUCAAGGAAGUUGAGGCUCCCGAGGUCGUUCCCGGUGACAUUCUCCAGGUUGAAGAGGGUACCAUUAUUCCCGCUGACGGCCGUAUCGUCACCGAGGAGGCCUUCCUUCAGGUCGAUCAGUCCGCCAUCACCGGAGAGUCCCUUGCUGUUGACAAGCACGUCAACGACCAGUGCUAUGCUUCCUCCGCCGUCAAGCGUGGUGAGGCUUUCAUCGUCGUUACUGCUACUGGUGACAGCACCUUCGUUGGUCGCGCUGCUGCCCUCGUCUCUCAGGCUUCCGCCGGCACUGGUCACUUCACCGAGGUUCUCAACGGUAUCGGUACUGUGCUUCUCAUCCUCGUCAUCUUGACCAACUUGAUUGUCUGGGUUUCCUCGUUCUACCGCUCCGUCGGUAUCGUCCCCAUCUUGGAGUUCACCCUCGCCAUUACCAUUAUCGGUGUCCCCGUCGGUCUUCCCGCUGUCGUCACCACCACCAUGGCUGUCGGUGCUGCCUACCUCGCCAAGAAGAAGGCUAUCGUCCAGAAGCUCUCCGCUAUUGAGUCUCUUGCCGGUGUCGAGAUUCUGUGCUCUGACAAGACUGUCUCUCCGCUUCUACCCCGUGCCAAGUCUGUCCUUUCCAAGUACAAGGUCAUUGACUUCCACCCCUUCGAUCCCGUCUCCAAGAAGGUCACCGCCGUCGUCGAGUCUCCUCAGGGCGAGCGUAUCACCUGCGUCAAGGGUGCUCCUCUUUUCGUUCUCUCCACUGUUGAGCAGGAUCACCCCAUUCCCGAGGAUGUCGACCAGGCCUACAAGAACAAGGUUGCCGAGUUCGCUACCCGUGGUUUCCGCUCUCUUGGUGUUGCCCGCAAGCGAGGUGAGGGCUCUUGGGAGAUUCUCGGAAUCAUGCCCUGCUCUGAUCCCCCUCGUCACGAUACCGCCCGCACUAUCAACGAAGCCAAGCGUCUCGGUCUCUCCAUCAAGAUGUUGACUGGUGAUGCCGUCGGUAUUGCUCGUGAAACCUCUCGUCAGCUUGGUCUCGGUACUAAUGUCUACAACGCUGAGCGCCUCGGUCUUGGUGGCGGUGGUGACAUGCCCGGUCUUCCCCAGCACAAGUACAACGUCGUCGAGAUUCUCCAGCAGCGUGGUUACCUCGUUGCCAUGACUGGUGACGGUGUCAACGAUGCCCCCUCGCUGAAGAAGGCUGAUACCGGUAUUGCCGUCGAAGGUGCUUCUGAUGCCGCUCGUUCCGCCGCUGAUAUCGUUUUCCUUGCCCCCGGUCUCGGUGCCAUCAUUGACGCUCUCAAGACUUCCCGCCAGAUUUUCCAUCGUAUGUACGCCUACGUUGUCUACCGUAUCGCCUUGUCCAUCCACUUGGAGAUCUUCCUUGGUCUCUGGAUCGUCAUCAUGAACAGGUCGCUCAACAUCAACUUGGUUGUCUUCAUUGCCAUCUUUGCCGAUAUCGCUACCCUUGCCAUUGCCUACGAUAACGCCCCCUACUCGUCGACUCCCGUCAAGUGGAACCUUCCCAAGCUCUGGGGAAUGUCCGUCGUCCUCGGUGUUGUUCUUGCCAUCGGUACCUGGAUUGUCCUCACCACCAUGCUCGCUGCUGGCUCUCCAAACGGUGGUAUCGUCCAGAACUUCGGUAACGUUGAUGCCGUUCUCUUCCUCGAGAUCUCGCUCACUGAGAACUGGCUCAUCUUCAUCACUCGUGCCAACGGUCCCUUCUGGUCUUCUCUUCCCUCGUGGCAGCUUGCCGGCGCCAUUCUCGUCGUCGACAUUAUCGCCACCUGCUUCACCAUUUGGGGUUGGUUCGAGAACAGCGACACCUCCAUCGUCGCUGUCGUCCGUAUCUGGAUCUUCUCCAUCGGUGUCUUCUGCGUCAUGGGUGGUGUUUACUACCUUCUCCAGGGCAGCCAGGGCUUUGACAACCUCAUGCAUGGCAAGUCCAUCAAGGGCAGCCAGAAGCAGCGAUCCCUCGAGGAUUUCGUUGUCUCGCUCCAGCGUGUCUCGACCCAGCACGAGAAGUCUGCUUAA
Messenger RNA from Parascedosporium putredinis, 2556 nucleotides. NCBI's taxonomy places the organism in Eukaryota, Fungi, Ascomycota, Sordariomycetes, Microascales, Microascaceae. The record is from the annotation of a GenBank genome assembly.